Molecule: messenger RNA, 7347 nt
Organism: Globicephala melas (long-finned pilot whale)
Lineage: Eukaryota; Metazoa; Chordata; Mammalia; Artiodactyla; Delphinidae
Gene: CIPC
Product: CproteinK interacting pacemaker
Biological process (GO): negative regulation of circadian rhythm; negative regulation of DNA-templated transcription
Cellular component (GO): nucleus
Source: RefSeq, a predicted model, not a curated record
CUCAUCAUUUCUACAUUGGAAUGAAUGAUUUGCCUGAAAAACGUCCUCCGUAAACACUCAUUUGUGUGAUGAGGAUGGGAAGAUUUCACCCACAGGAGAAAUAGUUUUCUGAUCUCUUCAAAUGGUGAUUCUGUUGCCAUAUGGCGGGGUACUCAUCCCAGUCACAGUGGGGUUAGUUCUGAAGGAACGAUAUGACAUCUUUUUUCCACUUAGACUCUCAACUUUAAAUCUUAUAUUUCCAACUGUGGCAAGUGGCUACUGGAAAAAUAUAGUUAAAUACUCAUAAUUCUAUUGUCUUACCUCCUUUUUCAUAGGAAUAGUUACAUUGCAGGGAAAAAUACUGGCAUGUUGUCCCCACAUAUAACAAAUUAAACAAAAGUAGUAUAGAAUUUGUUAAGAUAACUUUUUUGCUGAGAAAGUGUUUGCUGUGUUUAAAAACAUUUCCCCCCAUAACCCAUCCCUGCCGGUAUUUGUGCCUUUUGUCUUUGGACUAUGAGCCUCCUGGCCCUAUUCCAAACUUGGGUAUCUGUUAGAGACAAGAAAGCAAGACAGUUUUCCUUAUUGGUUUGUCUUAAACUUUAUCUGAAAGGACUAGUUGCACACCCAGUAAAUCUUUUCAUUUUGUGCCGAGGCUUUUUUAUUUCCAGGUCUGAGAGUAGUGGCUUAAAUAUGGCUCUAGUGUAAACAUUUUGGCCCAGGGGAGGCAGAGGGGUGAUGCCAGGGGAUUCUGGCUGGGUUAGCAUCCUGAGAGUGGAGCCCUCUCCUGGAGAAAGAUUUAUAUUAUCCAGCCCACAGAGACUUACCAAUCCACUGUGUUGAUUUAUUAAUUUAUAGUGAGAAAUGCAGCUGUUAGGAAAACUAGAACUCAAUCAUCCUUAGAUUGGUGUAUUUUCUCCCUGUAGGUAUGCUGCAUGGGAAGCCAAAUUAUAAAUAGACUGUUUCUCAGAGGAACAGAGCACCGUCCUAGGGAUUAGAAUAGGCACAGUUCAGGGAAGGGAGGGCAGGUUUAUAGCCCUUUGGGUUUUUCUUCUCAGUCUUUUAGCAUUGUUUCCUAAGCUUGCCUCAUCGUAAGGCUCGUCUGAGGCACUUGUUAAAAGUACUGAUCGCCAGACCCCUCUUCUGGAGACUGUGAUGUUGAGGGUCUGGGGGAGGACCCGGAAUGUGAGUUUUAUAUUUUUACAAGUGUCUCUGGUGAUUCCUGUGAUCAGACAGGUUUGGGAAACUUUGCAGGCCUAGUGUCUUUUUUCUUUUAAUAUCGUGUUUGUUUUUUGUCUGUUUUUCAUAUCAUGAAGGUAAUAUAUGCUCAUGGUAGAAGCUUAGAAAUUUAGGUACAUGCAAAGAAGAAAACAAACAUUAACCAUACUCCCACCCCCUGUUAUUCUCAAUACUGUGGCCAUUUUGGUACUUCUUCCAAUAACUUCAGUUCUAUCAGACCAGCUGUUCUGUAGCAUGUCCCGAAGUCUGGAUAGUUUUUCUGAAAGUUUCCUAUUCUCUAUGCAGAAGUGCCUUAAGAAGUAUUGUGCUGUUCACAUAAGGCAGUAUCAAAAAUACUCAGAUUCGCUGUGCUCCAGAAAGUGGCCCUAGUGAGUACCUUCAGCCACAUCUGGGCCAGGUGCCAGUGGUUUCGUCAGUGCCUGAGUUAUUGUUCCAGUUACCUUGGAAUGUGAUGUAAUUUGCAAUGAUUAAUUAGCUGCAGUCCAUAUUGAGAUUUUUCCCAUUGUCCCAAUAGUGGCCUUUAUAAUUGUUAAUCUUUUUGUAUAUUUGUUUGUUUUGGGUCCAGAACCCAGUUGAAGGCUGUGCAUUUCAUUUAAUUGUCCCUGUCUUUUUUUUUUUUUAAUUUUAAAAUUUAUUUAUUUAUUUAAUUUUUGGCUGCGUUGGGUCUUUGCUGCACGGGCUUUCUUUAGUUGCGACGAGCUGGGGCUACUCUUCGUUGUGGUGCAUGGGCUUCUCACUGCGGUGGCUUCUCUUGUUGCGGAGCACAGGCUCUAGACGCAUGGGCUUCAGUAGUUGUGGCACGUGGGCUCAGUAGUUGUGGCUCGCAGGCUCUAGAGCACAGGCUCAGUAGUUGUGGUGCACAGGCUUAGUUGCUCCGCGGCAUGUGGGAUCUUCCCGGACCAGGGCUUGAACCAGUGUCCCCUGCCUUGGCAGGUGGAUUUUUAACCACUGUGCCACCAGAGAAGCUCUGUCCCUGUCUUUUAAAUCUUAUUUAGUCUAGACCAGCUCCUUCGUCUUCCCGUUCUUUUUUUCGGGACAUCGUCAUCUUUAAAGGAGUUAGGCCUGUUGUUUUGUAGAAUGUUUCACACUGGAUUUCUCUGGUAGCUGCCCCAUUAUCAGAAAUAGGCUAAACAUUUUUUUAAUAGAAAACUAAAUUUUUGAUGUUCUAUCCUUCUCAUUGCAACACAUAAGGUGACUCCUAAGUGUGUCUUAUUCUUGGUGACACUCUGAUUAAAGGAGUAGAUGUAUACCAGAUUUCUUUAUUGCAAAAGUACUCUUUUCUCUUUGUAAUUAGUGAGCAAUUUAUGGGAUGAUACUUUGAGAUUGUGUGACUGUACUGUUCCCCAGCAGACUCUUGACUAGUGAUUUUAGCAUCCGUUGAUGAUCCUUGCCUGAACCAAUUACAUUUGUGGUCUGAAAAUGGUGAUCUAAUUCUAUCAUUCCUUGUAUAUUUUAUUAGCUGACAGUCAUCUUCUCUAAAGAAGUACUUCUCUCCUCUGCCCCCUUUUUAGAGCAUCACUGUGGAUUCACGGAAUUUUUUUGUGAUUUUGUUUGUCAGUCCAUUAUCAUUAUUAUUUUUGACACUCAAAUUGCCCCACGUUUGGUCAGUGGGAGUCCCUUCUAGGUGGCGCCUGUGUCUUUGACAUGUCCCCAUUUGUGUUGGAGCACUUCCUUGCCUUCUGGGACAGUAAGAUGUCCAGGCUCAUCUUGCACCUUCCCUGCCAAAGAUAUCGGCCAUUUCUCCAAGGAGCCCUGGUUUCCUUUUUGUGCAGAAUGACAUUUAGAAACCGAGAUACACGUGCAAGGUGUGCACUUUUCUUCUGAAGUCCUUUGUUUCUGGCCUCAUAGUUCUUAACUAGAGGUGCACAUUUGGAUUACUUGUAGUGCUUUGUGAAAAUAACACGUGCCUGGACACCAGAUAAAUCAGUUCAGUAGAGUGAGGGGAAGACCCCAACACCAGUAAUUUCUAAAAAGCAUCUUUGGAGAAUCUGAUUAAAUGCAAGUGUUGACAGUUGCUCUCUUCUAAAUUACAGUCACAUUCCAGUCCUGCCUCAUCCAGACGACUCUGAGAUUCUUGAUGAGCAUUUCGGGUAUUCCCAGACUCCUCGCUGGCAGGGUUACUGCAGUCUCUUGGUUUACUCCAGCAGGGAGCUAAUUAAGCCCUUUCUGUAUGGGUUUCACAUAGAGCAGCCUUCUUUUCUUCGUGGCAGAGAGUAUCUUUCCGUCACCCAUUGUGCAGAACCCCAGUGGGCACACUCAGCGUGCAUUUAGGACACGAACAAAGGAGGUGCUUAACUGCGUGGAGGAGGAAAACAAAGGAAGACACAUUGUAAACCUCAUCUUGAUGAACUUAUCCAGAAUUUUACAAUUAGAAAACUUAGGAGGAAGCUAUUUUAAUUUCAGAGUGGAGAUGGGAGCUCUGAAUGCCUGAGCUCGGCAGAGCAGAUGGAGUCUGAGGACAUGCUGAGCGCCUUAGGCUGGAGCCGAGAAGACAGGCCAAGGCCGAGCGCCAAGCCUGCAAGCGGUGCCUUCCCAACACUGGCCCCCAUGGUUGUCAUGAAGAACGUGCUGGUCAAACAGGGCAGCAGCUCAUCCCAGCUCCAGUCGUGGUCUGUGCAGCCCUCCUUUGAAGUGAUCUCAGCACAGCCCCAGCUCUUAUUCCUUCAUCCACCUGUACCGUCUCCUGUCAGCCCAUGUCACGCUGGUGAGAAAAAGUCGGACUCCAGGAACUACUUGCCCAUUCUCAAUUCUUACACCAAAAUAGCCCCACACCCAGGCAAAAGGGGCCUCUCCCUCAGCCCAGAAGAAAGAGGAGAAGGUGGAAUGCAGAAGAAGAUCUGUACUGAGAGACUGGGGCCAAGCCUGUCUUCUAGUGAGCCGACCAAGACUGGUGCUGGCCCACCCGGGCCCCCGACGCCAGCGCCCCCCAGCACCAAGCUUGCCGAAGACUCAGCUCUUCAGGGUGUGCCCUGCCUGGUGGCAGGUGGAAGUCCACAGACGCUUCAGCCAGUGUCCAGCAGCCAUGUGGCUAAAGCGCCCAGCCUGACCUUUGCUUCCCCCGCCAGCCCUGUCUGUGCGUCAGACAGUACCCUGCACGGGAUGGAGAGCAACUCCCCGCUGUCCCCACUGUCAGCUAGUUACAGCUCCCCUCUGUGGGCUGCAGAGCACCUCUGCCGCAGCCCAGAUAGCUUUUCAGAGCAGCGGCAGAGCAAGCACAGGCGCUUUCAGAAUACCCUAGUAGUCCUACACAAAUCUGGUUUGCUGGAGAUCACUUUGAAAACCAAGGAGUUGAUUCGUCAGAACCAGGCAACUCAGGUGGAACUAGACCAGCUAAAGGAGCAGACCCGGCUAUUUAUCGAGGCCGCCAAGAGCAGGGCUCCUCAGGCUUGGGCCAAGCUGCAGGCGUCUUUAACAUCAGGGUCAGGUCAUCCUGGCAGUGACCUAGAAGCGUUCUCCGAUCAGCCAGACAUAUAACAUAGAAGGCAUAUUUUCCUGUUACUUGAGUGGUUCUUUUUAACUCUUUUACCGUCGUCUACUCCUGUUUCCCGAAGCUUAUGUAAGAGCUUUCCUUUUAAACUUAAACUGUUCAGCGGUUCACUUACGAAGCCACAUGCCAAUACCUGGCUGCUGUCUUAACCUGUGGUCUGUGCACAGUUUCCCUUUGUCUCCGUUCCACUGAGGACCUCAGAUUGUCCUCGAGUCCCUCUUCCUUAGCCUGCAGGCACUUCGAUGGAUCACGGUGCAAAGCGGGAAAGAUGCUUGUGUGGGGCCCCUCUAGCUGUCACGUCCCACCAUCCCACUCACUAACCGUGAUCAGGGAUGCAGUGACGCAGACAAGCGUACAGAGUGACACCUGUCAAGCCAGGGAGUAGGUGACAUAAGGAGACCUUCGUGGAUCUUCCCUUGAAGGUCUUAGUCACAGAGGAAAAUAUAAGAGGAGGGUGUUUCCAUUUUACGAGGCCUUGUGCCAUUCGGGAGAAACCUAAAGUGCUCUGGGCACACAUUGGUCCUCGGAUGCAAGCACUUAAUCACUUAAAGCUUUGUUUCUUUAAACUCGAAAGUCAAGGGGAAGGGGUGGUACCGUUAACUCGUACACUUUCAUCAUAAGCCAGAUUUCUGUUAAACUGGUAGGUGAAAUAUUUCAGAUUUGUAAAGUAUGGAAUGGAUUUAGGACCAUCUGGAGCUACGGUUGAUGAACUGCUUUUUUGACUCAGAGUCUGAAGAAAGAAAUGGCUAACAUCUCUUGGUUGAGAGCUGGAAGAUUCUGAUAAUUUAUGCUUUUUUCUUUCUCUCUCUUCUUUUGAAACAAUGCAAAAGAAGAUUUUCUUACAUGUGAAAAUCCUAAAAGAGAGCUUCAUGGUUCCCGAUUGUGUAAUACAAGUCAGCCCUCUGCUACCAUCUUUUUUCCCCCCUUUGUUUUUACAAAAGAGGAAAGAAAUGAUUAUUAAGCUUGAUAAACUUUGAAUUAAAAUCAUCAUAAGGUUAUGACAUUAAGUCCACAAAAAAUUGGAAAACGUUAUCCAUUUUCUUUCCACGUCCAGAGUUUUCCUUUGUCUUACGUCACGGUGACGUGGAGCAGUCUUCUGUGUUUCUUUCGUGCAUUGGAUUUGGCUGCAAAGCCAACGGUGUAGUGGGUUAUGUGAAGUCCAUCUAGAAGUGGAGAGUGUUAUGAGACCUUGCAGACGAUACACACCCUUUCAGCCUCAUUGUAAACUAGAUUUCUGAGUCGUAAAGUUGCCAGCUUUUUACCCUCCCAUUUAAAAAUUUCAUCCUCUUGAAAAUCUUUGUACCAAUUACUUUAGUAAGAAAUUCUGUAUGACCAACUUCAUCUUUUCUGCAAGGAAAAUGUUCUUGAAGUUCUGCCAAGGCCAGAAGCUAAGGCUCAUGCUUGCUGGGUAGUUGUAACUCUGAACAUAGUUUUAAGAUUACAAGGCUUCAGAUUGCCUGCAUUUUGUUCUCAAACAUGCACAAUUUAGAUACGACCAAUUUAGAAGUAAACAACUCCGUAAAAUCUUCAGACUCUCCUGGUAAAUGCAGAAUUAUUACCUGCCAUUUGCUUUCUGAAAGAUUUCAAAAAUCAGAGCAAAUGUGUCUUUAAGCAGACUCUGCUCCUUUUACUGUUUUUCUCUUGGCCCACACCCUUUGCCUCCCUGAAUCUGUGUGGUGCUGCAGGAACUCUGCUCUGCACGCCGUGCUAGGAAGCUUCCUUUCUGGCAGAGUAUGUUUGGCAGCAAAGCUCUGGAAACAGGUGCCUUCAGAGCAGCCUGGGCACCAGUCAUGAGUCUUACUGAGUCAAAAAUCUGAACACACUUGCUGAGAACCAAAUUUAUUCCUUCAGAAAAAACCCUCUGUGGAGCUUUAUGCGUCUUGGACUCUUCUUCCUAGAUUAAGGUUUGCAUUCCCUCCUGUCAGGUACAAGACGAUGAAAGCCGUCAUUGAUCCUCACUGCUGAGUGACAGGGAAAAGCAGCACCACCCCGCGGCUCUUCUCUGAUGUUGUAACUCAGUGUGGAAGUCUCUCUGGGCUCUUAGCAUGGGUGUUCUUUACCUAGUGGAGCAGUAAGCAGAUGAAGCCACUUAGAGAAGCUGGUCGUGGAAGGAGAGAUCCACUGAGGCUAGCAGACAUGUGGAGCCAGAAACCAGAUCGGCAAAUGGAGGAACCUCGGAGUUGACUGGAAGGAUCUCCGUGGGUUUCACGAGGCUGUAAGUAGUAGUGGUUUUAGUGAUGCGUGAUUUGAUCUGGUAUGAAGUUCUGUGGCAAAGCUGCUGUUUUCUAAAAGCCAUUCUUAGCUCAAACCAACCCUUAAGAGAAGUUUCGGCAGAUUGUGUUGGCAGUAUUGAAAGACAUCUAGAAAAAGCUGCUGAUUGAAUUGGUUAUGGGAAUGGAGUUUGGUGACAUUUGUAAUUUAAUACACUCAUUGCUUUUUAUCGAUUGUGGUAUUGUCUGACUUUACUAUGAUUCCUUCAGCAGAAAAGUAACUCUUGUGCAUAUAUUGAAGUGUUUUUCCAGCUAUGAAUUCUUUAGGGUAGAGAUUUAUUUACCAAAUGUGAAUUCCUUUGAGGAAGUAUGAAGUUUUGUAGAAACUGACUGUGAAAUGUCAGAGAAAAAUAAAAGUCACUUACUUGAAAACUA